CACACACACGUCAAUUAUAUCAAAAUGAUGUGUGUGUGAAUUACUAUCGUGUUUAUCAAUUACAAAAAACCACUGUGUUAAAUCAAAAAAACAAUUUAAUCCAAUUAUUAAUAAGCAUGUGCAAUUCCUAGCGACGAUUUUAUUAGAAAAUUCGAAGAAAAUAUCAAAAAAAUGGCGCUAUCACAUCUGUUCCCGAUGCAGAGGUUAUGCAGAGUUUUCAAAUUAACACAAUUAGCCACAAAUCAAAUGCAAAACCAGCGAAGGAAUUUAAUUAGGAACAAGGAAUUCAUUAGAUACUUUUCCAAUGAAGAUAAAACUAAUGUAGCAAAACCAACGACCAAAGUAGAAAAGACACAAGAGAAACCCGCAUCAGAAAAAUCUCCAGAAAAGCCUCAAGAAAAAGUUGCAACGACUGAGACAGCAAAUCUAAAUUUAUCUAGUGAAGAAAAACCUAUACCUUUAUUAUCACAAUUGUUUUCACAAACUGCCGCCAAUGAUCCUGAGGAGCUCGAAAAAGAGAGGAAAAAAGAAGAGGAGGAAAAUAGGAAGGAAAAGGAAAACGCUUGGAAGAAAAUGAAAAUCGGUUUUGCGGUGUUUGGAGUUUCUAUGACAAUAGUUGGCAGUUGUCUUGUCAUCGAAUAUGGUAUGCCGGGUAAAGAUGACGAUGGAAACAUCAUCGAAGAUGAAUUUAGUUCUUUGCCUGCACCUAAGCAGUAUAUUUAUAGAUUGUGGAACGCUAUGAUGUUCUAUCAAAAGUUAAUCAAAGAACCAUCCCGCAAGCAUUUACUACCAGACCCUCUUCCGUACCCCUACAUUCAGCCCCCUUAUACCCUGGUCAUCGAACUGACCGAUGUGCUAGUACAUCCCGAUUGGACGUACCAGACCG
Molecule: messenger RNA, 886 nt
Organism: Ctenocephalides felis (cat flea)
Lineage: Eukaryota; Metazoa; Arthropoda; Insecta; Siphonaptera; Pulicidae
Product: mitochondrial import inner membrane translocase subunit TIM50-C-like
Molecular function (GO): phosphoprotein phosphatase activity
Source: RefSeq, a predicted model, not a curated record